GAAGGUCAAUGAUUUUCUAUUUUAAAACGUCGUACAAAUGCGAUCAAAGAUGGUUUUGAGCAAUAAAAAUAUGUCUAAAUGACAAAAUGUUGUUUACUAAUCUAUACGAAUGUGAUUAUAACGACUCACAUUCUCAGUCUAUAUAUAUAAUGUCGCCUACGGCAAAAUUUCAACUUUACUGUCUAUCAUUGUGGUUACUAAGUAUACUUUCCCCUACAAUUAAAGAAAGUUAUGUGAAUGUUACAUAAGAAACAAUAGUCGUUUGAAUAAUUGGACUAGAUUAUCUUAUGUCAAAAAAAAAGUUCUAAUUGAAUUUUUAAUAUAGAAACUCACAAAACAAUAAUAUCACCUGGUAUGAUCAAGCCUAAAUAAUGACUUAAAUUUUUUUUAAUAUCGAAAAUUCUAUAUAAUUUAUUUAUUUAUUGCAGAAGACUGUGCACCUGAUGGUAAAUGUAUAACAUUAGAAAAUAGUUCUAUGGAUAAAGAUGUUGAUGUAUCAAACUGGACAUUAAAACGACGUGUUGAAGGUUCACCUGAAAUAUCCUAUACAAUUCCAUAUGGUUUAAUUAUAAAACAUGGUAAUGAUUUAAAAAUCUAUGCACGUAGUGCACAAAAUGCUCAUCAUCGACCACCAUCACAAGUUGUUAAUGAUCAACUUGAUUCAUGGGGUAUGGGUACAGCAUGUGAAACAAAAUUAUUUAAUGAACAAGGUGAAGAAAAAGCAUCACAUUCACAAAAAAUUGUUUUCGGUUCGGAAUCAUCACGUCAUUUACCUUAG
Messenger RNA from Adineta steineri, 778 nucleotides. The record is from the annotation of a GenBank genome assembly. NCBI's taxonomy places the organism in Eukaryota, Metazoa, Rotifera, Eurotatoria, Adinetida, Adinetidae.